AUGCGUCUCAUCAACGCCCUCACACCCCUCCUCGUGGGAGCCGGCCUCGCCCAGGCUACGCUCCAGAUCAUCCCAGGCGGUACCUGGACAGCGACCAACACGGGCCGGCACAUCCAAGCCCACGGCGCCGGCAUCACAAAGGUCGGCUCGACCUACUACAUGAUCGGCGAGGACAAGACCGAGGGCUCGGCGUUCCAGAACGUCAACUGCUACUCGUCCACCAACCUCGUCGAAUGGGCCUACGUCGGCGCGCUCCUCUCGCGCACCGCCUCCGGCGACCUCGGCCCCAGCCGCGUCGUCGAGAGGCCCAAGGUCAUCUACAACUCGUCCACGCGCAAGUACGUCAUGUACCUGCACAUCGACAGCAGCAACUACGGCGAGGCCAAGAUCGGCGUGGCCACCUCGGACUCGGUGUGCGGCAAGUACACGUACCUCGGCAGCUGGCGCCCGCUCGGGUUCGAGAGCCGCGAUAUCGGGCUUUUCCAGGAUGACGAUGGGGCUGCGUAUCUGUUGACUGAGGAUCGACCCAACGGUCUUCGUAUCGAUGCGUUGACGUCUGACUACCUCAACGUCACACGCAACGUGUACCUCUGGGGCGAGAGCAUCGAGUCCCCCGCCAUCCUCAAGCGCAAUGGCUACUACUUCAUGUUCGGAAGCCGCCUCACCGGCUGGAACGCCAACGACAAUGUCUACAGCUACGCAACCUCCCUCUCUGGCCCCUGGUCCACCUGGAGAACAUUCGCCCCGGCCGGAUCAAACACGUUCACUAGCCAGACGACCUUCAUCCUGCCCGUCGGCGACAUGGUCAUCUACAUGGGCGACCGCUGGGUCAGCACGAACCUGAUGCGCAGCACCUACAUCUGGCUCCCGCUGACCAUCUCGGGCACGACCAUCACCAUGUCAGACCGCGUGAACUGGACCCCCAACGUGGCCGCGGGCACGUGGGCCGCCGGACCGACCGAGACGUCCUACGAAGGCGAGUCCGCGACGCUCUCGGGCGGCGCGAGGAGCAUCGCGUGCACCGGUUGCAGCGGGGGCGCCGCGGCGGGUUACGUAGGUGGUUCGGCCGGCGGCGUGGUCCGGUUCCCUGCCGUGAGCGCCCAGGCGACGGGACGCACGACUGUGCGGAUCAAGCACCUCAACGGCGACUCCAGCCAGCGCUGGGCGACGGUGACCUGCAACGGCGUCCCGCAGACCGUGGCCUUCUUGCCGACCGCGGACGGAAACAGUCCUGGCAGCAGCUCGCUGUUCUGUAACCUGAACUCGGGAUCAAGCAACACCAUUUCCAUCGCCAGCAGUGACUCGUCGUGGGUUGCUGACAUUGACCGGAUCUUCGUGCCUGUCAACUGA
Messenger RNA from Colletotrichum karsti, 1350 nucleotides. RefSeq names its product galactan 1, 3-beta-galactosidase. Lineage: Eukaryota; Fungi; Ascomycota; Sordariomycetes; Glomerellales; Glomerellaceae. The record is from RefSeq and is a predicted model, not a curated record. Gene Ontology annotation, molecular function: hydrolase activity, hydrolyzing O-glycosyl compounds. Gene Ontology annotation, biological process: carbohydrate metabolic process. The coding region runs from base 1 to 1350 and encodes 449 amino acids. The transcript has 4 exons.